UCUCCUCGUCCGGCAGGGGCGCAGCCAUUUUAAUUCAUAUCUGAGUGGGCGGUGGCGAUUCGUCUUGGCGGUCUGGCUCCGCUGGGCAGGGGGUAACUUUACUGGUUUGGGUGGUUUUUAGUUUAAUUUUUCUUUUCUAGCUUCGCAUCGCGGGCCAGUUCUCCCUUUCUAAUCAGCUGAGGCCAUGUCAGGAGACGGCGCCCCGGAGCAGGCAGCUGAGUAUGUCCCAGAGAAGGUGAAGAAAGCCGAAAAGAAAUUAGAAGAGAAUCCAUAUGACCUUGACGCUUGGAGCAUUCUCAUUCGAGAGGCACAGAAUCAACCUAUAGACAAAGCACGGAAGACUUAUGAACGCCUUGUUGCCCAGUUCCCCAGUUCUGGCAGAUUCUGGAAACUAUACAUUGAAGCAGAGAUAAAAGCUAAAAAUUAUGACAAGGUUGAAAAGCUAUUUCAGAGAUGCCUUAUGAAGGUUUUGCACAUUGAUUUAUGGAAGUGUUAUCUUUCAUAUGUUCGAGAAACCAAGGGUAAACUGCCAAGUUACAAAGAAAAAAUGGCUCAAGCAUAUGACUUUGCACUAGAUAAAAUUGGAAUGGAAAUUAUGUCUUAUCAGAUUUGGGUGGAUUACAUCAAUUUCUUAAAAGGCGUGGAAGCUGUUGGAUCUUACGCAGAAAAUCAGAGAAUAACAGCUGUCCGAAGAGUUUAUCAACGAGGUUGUGUUAAUCCAAUGAUCAACAUUGAACAACUCUGGAGAGACUAUAACAAGUAUGAAGAGGGUAUCAAUAUUCAUUUAGCUAAAAAAAUGAUUGAAGAUCGGAGUCGAGAUUACAUGAAUGCUAGGCGUGUAGCAAAGGAAUAUGAGACAGUAAUGAAAGGUUUGGACCGCAAUGCUCCCUCAGUGCCUCCUCAGAAUACUCCCCAAGAAGCCCAGCAGGUGGAUAUGUGGAAGAAAUACAUACAGUGGGAAAAGAGCAACCCUCUUCGUACAGAAGAUCAGACGCUUAUCACAAAAAGAGUUAUGUUUGCUUAUGAACAGUGCCUGCUUGUACUGGGCCAUCACCCUGAUAUUUGGUAUGAAGCCGCCCAGUAUCUUGAACAGUCAAGUAAACUGCUUGCGGAAAAGGGGGAUAUGAAUAAUGCCAAAUUAUUUAGUGAUGAAGCUGCUAAUAUAUAUGAAAGAGCCAUAAGCACUUUAUUAAAGAAGAAUAUGCUUCUUUAUUUUGCAUAUGCAGAUUAUGAAGAGAGUCGCAUGAAAUAUGAGAAAGUUCACAGUAUAUAUAACAGACUUCUGGCAAUUGAGGAUAUUGACCCCACCUUGGUAUAUAUCCAAUAUAUGAAAUUUGCAAGAAGAGCAGAAGGUAUCAAAUCUGGAAGAAUGAUAUUUAAAAAAGCAAGAGAAGAUACCAGAACCCGCCACCAUGUCUAUGUUACUGCAGCACUCAUGGAGUAUUACUGUAGUAAGGACAAAUCUGUUGCCUUUAAGAUUUUUGAGCUGGGUCUAAAGAAAUAUGGAGACAUUCCAGAAUAUGUCUUGGCCUAUAUUGACUAUCUUUCUCACCUCAAUGAGGACAAUAAUACCCGAGUUUUGUUUGAACGAGUCUUAACCUCUGGAAGCCUUCCUCCUGAGAAGUCUGGAGAAAUCUGGGCCCGAUUUCUAGCUUUCGAAAGUAACAUUGGUGAUCUAGCUAGCAUACUCAAAGUGGAGAAAAGACGGUUUACAGCAUUCAAAGAAGAGUAUGAAGGCAAAGAAACAGCUUUACUGGUGGACAGAUAUAAGUUCAUGGACUUAUAUCCUUGCUCGGCGAGUGAACUAAAAGCGCUUGGUUAUAAGGAUGUCUCCCGUGCUAAGCUAGCAGCUAUAAUUCCAGACCCAGUUGUAGCUCCUUCCAUAGUGCCUGUUCUGAAAGAUGAAGUGGAUAGAAAACCAGAGUACCCCAAACCAGACACUCAGCAGAUGAUUCCAUUUCAGCCACGACAUUUAGCACCUCUGUCUAGAAAUUCUUCCAUCCUGUCUGAUCCCCCCUUCCCCUUGUGUCACAGCACCCGGCUUACACCCUGUUCCCGGGGGCGUGUUCCCAGUGCCGCCUGCAGCCGUCGUUCUAAUGAAACUUCUCCCUCCUCCCAUCUGCUUCCAGGGUCCUUUUGUACAAGUGGAUGAACUGAUGGAAAUUUUCCGAAGAUGCAAGAUACCAAAUACUGUUGAGGAAGCUGUUCGGAUCAUCACGGGCGGCGCCCCGGAGCUGGCCGUCGAGGGGAACGGCCCGGUGGAGAGCAACGCCGUACUCACCAAGGCGGUCAAGAGGCCCAACGAGGAUUCCGAUGACGAUGAAGAAAAGGGAGCUGUCGUCCCCCCUGUUCAUGACAUCUACCGAGCGCGGCAGCAGAAGCGAAUUCGGUGAAGCGGGCCCCAGCCGGGCUCUGCAAGAAAACUCCAGGAUUCCGUUCUUGCCUCUUAAGUCGUAUGUUUAAAAGAGACAAUGCUUUGUUACAAGGUUCUUGGAAACAAAGUCGUAUGUCAUUGGUGCCUCUAUCAUAUGGUUCUUGGGAAGAAAAACCACCAACCAACCUGUGUGAAUUUUAGAACAUGGAACAGACCUGUGCUCUAAGCAAAACUAGGUUUUCAAAAAUGUGAGAACAGCACAAAAUGGCAGAACCACAUUUUGUUCCCUCUUCAAGGGGGUCUUGUAUGUGCCGCUUGAAGAUUUGUGAGUUUUCAACAGUUUUAUUUUAAAAACUGGAUGGCUUAUGAUUGUAAAGCAUUUUACCACAUUUUCUGAAAACAGUUCUCAGUUUGCUUAUGUAGAGUCUGCCUUAUUGUUUGUUUUUAUUUAUGGCAGAAUGUAUGGGAUCAGUUUUAUAGUUUAAAAUUUUAAAACAAUCCUUUAAAAAAAAUAAAAGGAUCUCAAAAAUGUCAUGCCUCCUGCUGCUUCCAUUCAGAAUUUAUUUAAAAUAGCUACUUACUUUAUUCAGCCAAUACCAUUUAAAAAUAAAUGCCAAUCCAAAGAAAAGUCAUCUUGUAUUUAUGUAUACUUACCUACCUGUCCUCUCCUGGUCUCAGUAUUAACUGAAAACAGAGGGAUCUAAUUUUAAGAGGCAAAUUAAACAUUUUAGAAAUCCUCAAAUAUGAAUGUACUUUCCCCCAAUUAAUCUGAGGCAGAUAUAUUACCUUUCGUGUCUCUUAAAAAGCAAAGUGUGGGAAUUCCUUUAACCACCCACUGUCUUGCUCUCACAAAUAUAUUUCAGAAGGUACUCAGUGCUCAAGAGCUACACACAGAUAGCAUUAAAUUAUAAGUCCCAAGAAUUCGGUUUCGCUCUUUGUGAGCAACAUUAUGUCCUCUUGACUCAUUUCUAGAAAAACUACUAGACAGAAAACUAGUUGAGCCUAAGGGUUGUGAUUCAGAAUAAAAGCUAAAAGGAAGGUGGGGCGGGGGGGGGGGGGGGAGGAA
This is a messenger RNA of Mirounga angustirostris (Northern elephant seal), 3440 nucleotides long. It is a transcript of the gene CSTF3, whose product is annotated as cleavage stimulation factor subunit 3. The record is from RefSeq and is a predicted model, not a curated record. Gene Ontology annotation, molecular function: mRNA binding; protein binding. Gene Ontology annotation, biological process: mRNA 3'-end processing. The transcript has 21 exons. NCBI's taxonomy places the organism in Eukaryota, Metazoa, Chordata, Mammalia, Carnivora, Phocidae. Bases 185 to 2152 code for a protein of 655 amino acids. Gene Ontology annotation, cellular component: nucleus.